GCGCCGUUGAUGACGCGCUCGGGGCGCGCCGCCGACUUCGGGCCUGGGCCGGUUGCCGGGCGACGGGGGAGGCCUGGACGGACCCGCGGCGGCGAUGGAGCCCGACCCGCAGCCCUGCUCCGUGCUGAGCAACCUGGCCGAGGUGGUGGAGCGCGUCCUGGCCUUCCUGCCCACCAAGGCGCUCCUGCGGGCGGCCUGCGUGUGCCGGUUGUGGAGAGAAUGUUCCCGUCGAUUGCUGAGGACUCAGCAGAACUUUACCUGGGUCUCUGCUGUUGAGUCGGGGUCGUCCAAUAACCACGCUCUAGUCCAGGUGUUAGAAGAGGAGCUUGAAAAGGUCCAAGUGCUGCCCCAGACGGUGCUUUACAUAGCAGACGCCGAGACUUUCAGCGGCCACGAAGAACACAGGCAGAAAAAAGCGAGAAGAAGGAACAGCAAAGAAACAGCCAUCGCUUUGGAACGGUUGCUGCCGAAACGGUGCCACGUCCUUGGUUUGGUGACGCCUGGGAUUGUAGUCAACCCGACAGGAUCUCGCAGCGGCCGCCCCUUGGAGAUCGAAGACGGUGAAGCCGGCUUUGCGCUGCUGUUCCCCAAGAUCGACGGGGUGAAGAUUCAGACUUUCCACUUUUUUAGAGACGCAAAGUCCAAGGUCAUUGAUGAAAACCAAUUUGCUGAAGCAGGCCUGAAGAAUAACCCCGAUCUCAGAGUGGUUCUUCUGUUCGGAUACAACACCUGGAAGUCGGGAUCCACCCGGUUCCUGCACCAGAUAGUCAACCGCUUGAACGAGAAAAGCAUCAUCCUGGCCGGGGGGCACGUGGACAGCUUCACGUCCCUGACUUCUGAGAGUAACAACCAGGCUGCCGAAUCCUGCGGCGUCGUCGGCUUGGCGUUCAGCGGGCCCCAGAUCCAGAGCGCCGCCGUGCUGAUGGACCAAGACGUGGCGGACGAGAGGACGGCGGAAGCCGCCAUGCAGCGCCUGAAGGCGGCGAGCAUCCCCGAACACAACACCAUCGGCUUCAUGUUCGCCUGCGUCGGCCGGGGAUACCAGCAUUACAAGACCAAGCAGAACCUCGAGGCAGAUGCUUUCCGGAAGUUCUUCCCCCGCGUCCCCCUCUUCGGCUUUUUCGGGCACGGGGAGAUCGGGUGCGACCGGAUCGUGACCGGGAAUUUCAUCCUCCGGGAAUGCAAUAACGUCAAAGACGACUUGCUGCACGGCUACACCACCGUGAUGACCCUGAUCCACCUGGGUUGAGCCAAAGCAAACUGGGCUGAAACCACUCGUGGUCAGUAGGCCCGGGGCUGCUUCCCUUUCCAGAAGAGCUUAAAAAGCAAACCAACCCCGGGCUAGCAAACCCAGUUUCCUCCCUGCGAUGAAAGGUGAUGAUCGUCCGAUUGAUUUUAUGAUUUUUAGCUGGCAUAAAAAUUAGCUGAGAAGAGGGGAAAGGGCACCUUUUCUUUUGGCGCGUGUACAGCUUUAAAACUGCAACUCUCCGUUCUGUAGUUAAAAUUUGGGUUUCGUCCCCGCGGUCGGACCUUACGACACUCAGUAUUAUGUUCAGGAUUGCCAGGAUCUGUGUGCGCGUGGGACUGAAAUAUCGACAUUCCCGCGCGCGAGCUGUGGAAUGGCUUCCCCUCGCCGAUCCAGUUAGGUGUUGCAGCGUCUUUUUAACCGCCGGGCGUCUCUUCUUUCGUGAUGUGGCUCUCCAUGUCUGAAACAGACCCUCCUAUGAAAUCACUCGUUUGGGGGUCAAGUGGCUCAAUCCCCAGGGUGGCCAAAUUGAAACGCAGUAGGCUUUUGUGUUCUAGGAUUUUACACUGUACUUAGGAAAGAAUAAAGGCAACCGAGCGGAAUGUUGGGAAAACAUUUUGAAAAUCCCUUGGCUAAAUUGUACUUUAUUAUAAAUCACAGCAGCUGACCCUCCUUCUCUGCUAUAAUGAUUAGAAUGCUUUAGGGCCAUGGUGGCGAACCUUUGGCAUUCCAAAUGUUAUGGACUACACUUCUCAUCAGCCCCUGCCAGCAUGGCCAAUUGGCCAUGCUGGCAGGGGCUGAUGGGAAGUGUAGUCCAUAACAUCUGGAGUGCCAAAGGUUCGCCACCACUGCUUUAGGGUUCUGUUCUGAAUCUUGUAGUCCAAAGCGCCCUUACUUGGAAGCAGGCUUCAUCCUAUCUCAAUGGUGGCGAACCUAUAGCACUCCAGUUGUUCAUGGACUACAAUUCCCAUCAGCCCCUGGCAGCAUGGUCAAUUGGCCAUGCUGGCAGGGGCUGAUGGGAAUUGUAGUGCAUGAACAUCUGGAGCGCCAUAGGUUCACCACGAUGGUCCUAUCUAGUGCCAGCAACAGCGAGGGUGUAUUCACUGGGACAAACAUCAGCAAAAAACCCAGAACCAUUUGUGUCUGCAGGAAGAAGAAUGGAACCGACUGAUAAAAACCUCCGCACAAGAGAUUCUCAGCCUUGUUAACACUGUAUCUCUGUAUGACCAAAACACAGUUUUUCUCCUCAGUAAAAAUUGCGAAACUGCCGUAUCAAGAA
Molecule: messenger RNA, 2525 nt
Organism: Sphaerodactylus townsendi
Lineage: Eukaryota; Metazoa; Chordata; Lepidosauria; Squamata; Sphaerodactylidae
Gene: FBXO22
Product: F-box protein 22
Exons: 7
Coding region: 95-1249 (384 amino acids)
Biological process (GO): positive regulation of proteasomal ubiquitin-dependent protein catabolic process; protein polyubiquitination; regulation of skeletal muscle fiber development
Molecular function (GO): protein binding
Source: RefSeq, a predicted model, not a curated record